UUUGACCGAUCUGUCUAAUUCACGAUUGUUUGUAUAAUAGGCCAACUGUGUACCGGAAUUUUAUCUGUUUGUGUCUCAAAUUGUUACAAAAUAUAGAUUUUCUGGUUAAUGUCUUCUGAUUCUAAAUUAACCUUUCACGGAUCUCACUAUAAUGGACUCUGGUGAUGAGCAACGCAUCGAUGUUGAUUCUUCGCCGGUUGAAGAACGUUCGUGGCGCGGAGUGCCAAUGGAUGUUAUUUAUCGCGGAUUAGACCGGUACGAGCUACGCCACGUCCCAGAGGUGCGUCCGUCAGAAGAUCACGCUGUGUUGUACAAUUUCCCUGUUGAUCCGUGUGCUGCCGAACCGCCUAAACCUCGUCGUUCCUACAAUAAGUGGGAUGCAAAUCACGUUCGUUUACCUUGCUCGCAUCGAAGCCAGUACCCGGUUGAACAGGACGAUGGUACUAGCACGCUGGAAAGCCGUUGGGAGCUAGUUCAAAAUGCUCUUCUUCAGCCAAUAACGAACAGCCGUCAGCUGGAGAAGGCAAUUUUGUGCUACAAUACCAAGUACGAAAACAUUUGGAAGUUUAAAUCGUUGCACAAACUUUUCGAGGAAGAAUUAGAUGAGGAUGAAAGUGUACGAUUUUUCAAAUGUACCCUACCCAAAAUGAUACAGAUAGCGCUGGCGCUACCGGAACUAGUUAACGGAGCAAUUCCAUUACUGAAGCAAGGAUGUAACGCGUCGAUUUCCCUCAGUCAGCAGCAGGCUGCCAGUUUGCUGGCGAAUGCGUUCUUCUGUACAUUCCCGCGACGGAAUACUCAGAAAAAACGAUCCGAAUACAGUUUGUUUCCGGACAUUAAUUUCAACCGAUUGUUUCAAAGCACUGGGCAAUCCGUGAUUGAGAAGAUCAAAUGCAUCUGCAAUUACUUCCGUCGGGUUUGCGCUCGAAUGCCCACCGGUGUGCUUACGUUCCAGAGGCGAUACAUUAAUCCGAAGCAGUUCAUCGACUGGAACAAUUGUGAUGCCGUUGUGGCCAGAGAAACCGUCCCAGUUCACAUUACAUCCGAGGGUACGAUUGAAGAUCAAGGGAAAGGGCUGCUGCAGGUUGAUUUCGCCAACAAAUACCUGGGUGGUGGCGUUCUCGGUCAUGGUUGCGUACAAGAGGAAAUCCGGUUUGUUAUUAAUCCGGAAUUGUUGGUUGGCAAACUUUUUACGGAAGCCCUAAAACCUCAGGAAGCACUAGUGAUGAUGGGUUCCGAGCAGUACAGUGAGUACAGUGGAUAUGCGUCCAAUUUUACCUUCGCUGGAGACUUUCACGAUGAAACACCACGGGAUGCCAGCGGUCGGCGGGAGUGCUACAUUGUGGCAAUCGAUGCUUUGCAUUUUGUGCAGAGUUCCCACCAGUAUCGGGAGGAAUUGCUUUUGCGAGAAUUGAACAAGGCCUAUGUAGGAUAUUUUCAUCCGCUUUCGACGGCGGCUCCUGGAGUGGCUACCGGGAAUUGGGGCUGCGGAGCUUUCGGUGGAGAUGCGACCCUGAAGGCAGUACUACAGCUGAUGGUGUGCUGCGUGUUGCAUCGUCCAAUGGUUUAUUACACAUUUGGUGACCGAGAACUGAGAGACCAGAUUUACGCAAUGUACGCUUUUCUGGUGGAUAACAAAGUUAAAGUUCGAGAAAUCUGGAGAACUCUACGGGAUUUUAGAAAGCACAGUCUCCCAGCAAGUAAACUCUAUUCCUAUUUCUAUCAAGAUUUCUAUGAUCGGAAAAACAAAAUUUCCUGUUUUGAUAUGAAAAGUUGUACUAAAACUAAAGAAAAGUCUCCGGAACCGAAAACAGCUCACAAAAGCCCUCCCAAUCGUGACCAGAUAGACGACGAAAAUUUGGCAAACCUAAUGAAGGAUCUAGUGGAUGACGACGAUAUUCAGUCAAAUCAAUCUUCAUCAUCUGCCUUAGAAAAUGCAGAUUCCGUUCGACACUCCUUUUCGAUGGAACAGAAAAGUGUCGUGGUAACACCUUCGCCGAAAAAAUCUGGUCGAUUGUCGCUGAUAACCGAAUUAGAUCGGAACUAUUACUCAGUGGGCCCUGGGCCAGCUAAGAAGCUUUGUCCUUCUACUUCACCCCGUCCUCCUCCGACAGCAGAGCAGAAUAAUGAAGAUGACGACGCUACGAGUGGUGCAGAUGAAGUUAGAAUUCAAAUAGAGGAUGAUCAAAUCGAUCACUCGUUGGUUUUGAAAAUAACCGACGAACGAACGGUGGAAGGUGCUAUACAGUUCGAGCAAGAACUGGGUGAGUUCGUGGAGGGAACCCCUCCGAAGGAGACGAGGAGAAGUAUCGGUGGUAACGCUGGAAGCAAAAAAAUAUCUGAUUACUUUUUCAAAGUCGGUAAGUAGACGAGGUUUAUUAUGUUGGAAUAAUACACAAACUGGCUGUUGUUGCAAUCAA
This is a messenger RNA of Malaya genurostris, 2420 nucleotides long. Its product is annotated as poly(ADP-ribose) glycohydrolase-like. Gene Ontology annotation, biological process: nucleotide-sugar metabolic process; carbohydrate metabolic process; regulation of DNA repair. The transcript is spliced from 4 exons. Gene Ontology annotation, molecular function: poly(ADP-ribose) glycohydrolase activity. Gene Ontology annotation, cellular component: nucleus; cytoplasm. The record is from RefSeq and is a predicted model, not a curated record. NCBI's taxonomy places the organism in Eukaryota, Metazoa, Arthropoda, Insecta, Diptera, Culicidae. Bases 152 to 2368 code for a protein of 738 amino acids.